Alnus glutinosa is the source of this 2382-nucleotide messenger RNA. RefSeq lists its product as uncharacterized. Lineage: Eukaryota; Viridiplantae; Streptophyta; Magnoliopsida; Fagales; Betulaceae. The transcript is spliced from 16 exons. Gene Ontology annotation, molecular function: protein binding. The record is from RefSeq and is a predicted model, not a curated record. Bases 246 to 2210 code for a protein of 654 amino acids.
GGACGAUAUUUCGGGUUUUGGUCACUCGGGUUACGGGUAGUUGGGUAACCCUGCAACCACCGGCUUUCUUCACAGCGCACAUUACCGGCGCAUUAUAGCCAAAGCCCCAUAAACAAUAAGCGCCAAAGCUCACUCGCACCCUAUUACUUCUCGGAGAUUAAGAAAAGAAAGCCAUAAAAUCCCCACUCUUCCUAUCUCUUCGAAACCCUAAAUCCCCGCAAUUCUAUAAGGUGUAGCAGAAUAAGAUGGAAAACAUGCAGUACAGUGAGGAGCUCGUGAGGGAGUUUCUUGUCUUCAGAGGAUUUACUAAUACUCUGCAAGCUUUUGAGGUUGAAUUAGGCACAGAUAUUGGUAAAGGGUUUCAAGUAGAUAAGAUUUUAGACUUAAUCUUCUCAGUAUACGUACCCAAAUUUCAGGCAGAAAAUUUAGUUGGUCUGUUGAGAUUUUUCAAGAAGUGCUUUUCUUCCUCGUCCGAAACUGUACUUGUUUCUACUUUGUCUAAAUUGGAGGUCUCUAUUUUACGAUACUACAUCGCUCAUGCCAUACAAUCAGGAAGAAGGGACAAAGUUGUAGAGUUGUUUGAGAUGAAUGGCAAUGAUUUGUUGCAGGGGGGAGAGGAUUGGAAUACAUGGUUUGCCAUUCCAUAUCUAAAGAACCCAAACUUGGAUCCUGAAUUUCGUAUCUAUUUCUCAAAAGAAUGGUACGAGGCAUUGCGUCUUUCUGUGAGGAACUUCUUUAGUGAGAUCUUCAACGGAACACGCCUCCCUGCUUUAUUAAAGAUCAGUUCAGAAAAGAAUACUACCAACCGUCUCAAAAAGGAUAUCAAGCAACUCAAUCUCAAGUUAUCACAACUUCAAGCUUUACUGGAGGAAAAAGAGGCUCAGUUAUGUCGGUUAAGGAUUCAUGAUUCAUCAACUUUGGAAGAAAGCACAGGACUAACUAACCGUUCAUCAAGUAUUGUUCAUGUGGAAGAUCCUCUUAUAUCGAGAGAUACUCAGGAAGCCUGUCCUCCUGCUACUCCACAAUUGGUUCAAAAAUCGCUGGAUCAAGAUUUUGUUGCUGGACCUUCCCAAGUUCAAUCAGAGCUUACCAUGUCGAAAUAUUUUCAUGAUUCAAAUGCUUCAACAAACCUUAAUGUGGGAGAUGGUGGAACAGGAGACACUAGUCAAAUUUGGCAAGAUGGCACCUGUUCUGAAAAUGGCAGGGAAUGUCACGUAGAAGAUGAAUUUCCUGAAGUUAAAGUAGACUUUCAGGAGACAUUUUUGGGCCACACAAGUCCAAUCAGCCGAUGCCGCUUUUCUGCAUCUGGGAACAAUAUAGCCAGUGCUUCUCUGGAUGGCACAGUAAGGAUAUGGACGUAUGACUCUUCAACUCCAGCAUCAAGAAAUGCAACAAUUUAUUGUGGGGCGGAGAUCAUGUCACUUGACUGGGAGUCUAAGUCUGACCGCUUGCUUCUCAUAGGCACUGCUGAUGGAGGCAUUAAAGCAUGGAAUGUUGAUGCAAAGAGGGUUGUCUGUGAUCUGAGCACAACUGAAGCAUUUCCGAGUGUCUUGGAUCUGAAGUGCAGCCCUGUAGAACCAAUUUUUGUUUCUGCGGCAGCAUCCAGAGGGCAUGGCUCAAGUUAUAUUGACAAAUUGGGGUUUGCUUCGUUAACCGUAUGGAACAUGAAAACGUGGAAGGCUGUGACAGUCCUUCCACUUGGUAAAGAUCCACCUGCAAUUACUUCCCUAUGCUUCAAUCACAAUGGGAAGAUUUUAGCAGCUUCUGCUACCGAUGGAAUGAUUCACAUGUUUGACAUGGCUGCUGGUCUGCAAAUUACUGGGUGGCCUGCUCAUGAUUCUGCUAUAAGCUCUAUUCUUUUUGGGCCUGAUGAGACAAGCAUUUUUAGCUUGGGUUCAGAUGGAAAGAUUUUCGAAUGGAGCUUGCAAAAUCAAGGUCAUGUACUUUGGUCAAGGAACUGUAGUAGGUUUUGUGACCCUGAGAGCUCAAAAAUUUACAGACAUGAAAUGGCUUUAGAUGCUAAUGGGAGGAGACUAUUGGUGACAUCUGGUUCAGUAAGAGCACCCAUAUAUCAGGUUCGUGGUCAUAGAAAUGGGUUGAGAACUCUUCCACAUAGUGCUGCUAUAACAACUGUUGAUUGGCAUCCUACUUUGCCCAUUUUCAUGACUGGAUCAGCUGAUAACUCGGUUCGAGUAACGUCUAUUUUAUAAAGGCCUCACUUAAGUGUCUUUAUUCUUGGUCUGUUGGAGGGUUGAAGUGAACUAAGUUUUCUUAGUUGGUUUGACACUAGUUUUACUUUGGCGUGCAUUCUGAGCAGGUUUUGUUGAAUGGAUCUUGUAAUUCAUUGAAUAGGUUAUUUAUAAUGCAUUAACCAUUCAUUCA